AUGCGGUCUGGUGCCCCUUGCAAUAAGUGCAAGAGUGGCAAACAGGCGGAAGGAGACUCGUGGUGUUUGGGUUGUUCUGGCCAGGAGGUUUCCUUGCAGGCGCUAAAGCGCCGCUGGAACAACCCGGGUCUCAGGGCGAUUGCCGAAGAGACUCUGUUAUCAGGGGCGAGGCUGGUCAAGGCAUUUGCCAACCUUGACUCGAACCUGGUAACAGCGGCCGCUGUGGAUAAGUCUCCACUUGCGGCUGCCAAGUCUCGGCCUGAGCGUGCCCGAUCACGGUCUCCUCGGGACGAUCGACCUCCCAUUCCGCGCAACUUCUCGACGGCCAGGUCGAGUGAUCACCGCGGGCAAGGGGAAGAAGACGAAGAGUACACCUACGCCGAGGAGAGCGAGGAGGAGUACUUGGAGGGCGACAGGCCUGAAGAAGCGGGGGAGCCGCCCCGCCGUGAGGUGAAGGAGGAGGAGCGAAGCUCGGCGAAGCCACCUGAGCCAAAACACCCUCCUAGUGGUCGGCAUUACCCAGAACAGCAAGAGCCAAACGAGAAGAGAAGAGACAAAAAGGACAAGAAAGGAAAGAAGAAGGGCAAAUCUGGAAAGAAGAAAAGGGGUGGCACACGUCACCAACGACAUCAGGGAGAACACCGUUCCACUGGACCGGAAUGGCUGGAUGCCGAAGACGAAGAGGAAGGGCCCGCUGGCUCUACGCCGGGAGAUAUCCGGAGAGCCUUGCGGAGCGCAGACAAGCCCUCCAAGCCAGAGGAGUACAAUACGAUGGAAGCAGCUUUCUGGCGCCACCGCUAUUUGCCAGCAGGUUCAGUGGUUGUAUACCGGGACCCCGAAGUAAUAGCGUCGGACAAGCCCCAGGUGGCCCUGCUGGUCUUAGAGACCGUGCACGAGGCUGGAGGAGUAUGGGCAAAGGUAAAGGUCCUGGGGGCCGAUCGAGAAGAUUCAAAGAAGAGUGCGCAAAAAUUCUUCAAAUCAAAGAAAAAUCGCUUGCACAUAUGCAAGCCCGUGGCUGGUGGCGACUGUCCCGAAGAAGGUCAAUCUGGGCUACAUAUGAGUAUCUUCCACUGGUAUCCACCAGGGGACUUUCAGGCCGACUGGCUUUCACGUCAUGCGCUGAAGUCGGUCGAAGAAGGAAAGAGGCUAUGCCUGGAAGAAGAGCGCAGAGAGCCUGGCAAGGCUUCCGGUCUCCAAGAGCCGGCAACAGCCUCCUUGGCGGGAGGCCAGAGUCCCUCCGCGAUCGAGGAAAGGCUGAGAGCUCUGAAGCGUCCCAGUGCGCUGAAAAGGGUUUCCUUUGCACCUGGCACGGCGUUGCCCAGUUCAGAUGGGGUGCGAGAGCACAGGCGGGAUUCGCCAAGGGGUGGACCUGGAGACCGUGCGGACGGAUCUACGUCGCUGGUGCCAGUGAGUCCCCCAACAAAGAUGGUGAAGAACGAGGUGAUCGACGUGGAUGCAGAAUCGAAGAGGAGGACGAAGAAGGACAAGACCGUGGGCGAGAGCUUGGCAGAAGCGGCAAGAAUGCAGACCUUUGUGGACAAGAAGCCAAAGAAAAAGAGAAGGAGGUCUUCGAGCCACUCCCGAGGCAGAAGGAGCCAUCGGAAGAAGAGACGCAGCUCCAGUCGCGAGUCAAGGAGCGACUCCUCAGAGAAGAGUUCGUCGAGCAGUGCAAGCCUGAUGCCUCCUCUCAGACGGAAGUCACUCAAGUCCCCCGGGACAGUCUUCCGAAUGCUGGAGGAUCAUGUGGCAGAGAGGUUAGCUCAGGACACGACGCUGGGAGACGGGCAAACCGACUCUCUGAACUCCCUCGGCCAAGGGAAGUUCCAUGCGUUUUACCAACUUUGCCUCAAGCCUCAGUUGGAUCCGAAGUCGAGGGACAGCAAGGAAUUGUUCCUUCUGUCACGCUCGCUGGACCUUCUGAAACAGGGCAACCUGGACCAGCUGGCAGAUGUAUUAUCAGCCAGGCUUAUGGCCGUAGAAACAGCGGGCAAACAGGGGUGGAAUACCGCAAGGUAUCUCGAGUUGCUGGACGAGGGCGACGAGUCCAGCGCACCGGCCCAUGUGUUGCUCGCGGCACAAAAACACUGCCGCCUGGUGGAAAAGGCGGGAGGAAAGGGCUCAUGGAGCCGGCAGAGCGGCUGGUACAGCUACGACUGGCAAGCGGAUCAACGGCAGAAAGGAAAGGGCAAGGAUACAAAAGGAAAAGGGAAAAAAGGCAAGAACAAAGGAAAAGGUGGCAAAGGAGCUUGGGCAAAUUGGGGCGACGAGAAGCCGAAAGGAGGAGAGCCGCCAGGAGGGAAGAAAGAUUCGGAACCUUCAAGAAAGGCUCGCCGGUGGGGGGGCGCCACUCAUGGCAACAGAGUGGAUGCUGGUGCGAAGUCACCGUGCAACAUGCCACCUGACCGUCGCGAGCCUGCCUUGGGGGAAGAUGGAGACCCUAUGGUGGCUUCACCUUUGACUGGGGCCUACAGUACAGUUUCUGGCGGAGCUGGCAGUUUCCUGCCUUGCUACCCGCGGAGUCGAGAAUCAUGGCUUGCAGAGCUGGAAAAGUGUGCAACAAUGACCUCAAUGGGGACUAUGCUGGCAUGGGGACUCAUCAAUGGUUUUGCUACAGAGUUGAGUUCGAGUGCCGAGCCACUACGGCCCCCCAAGCGGAAACCGCGCACGGGGGAGCUGUUUCCCCUGCCGGUCAUGCCUCCGCGUAGGGAGGAAUUUCUCGACAAUGACGCCUCCGCUGACAAACUCUCGAGUUUGGCCGUGCGGUCAUGGGUAGCAGUGUGCUGCGCCGCAACCAAUGUGUUGUAUGGUUGCACAACGCAGGGAUUCAACCGGCAGCCUGGAAAAGUGCAUUCCGCAGCUCUUGAAGACAUGGCUGAUAAAAUAGGCAGGUUUCUCACAGGUGAUUCAACCCCCGAAGUUGGUUUUGGUGAGGUGAUCAAGGAUUUGAAGAACAAGAAGGUUAUCGAAGCCUCGAGUCCUUCGAAAGCGUGGUGGCAAAUCUAUUUGGACAACUUCUUCUCCGGCGAAAGGGACCCCACUGGUCAGGGUGAUUUGGGGUUUGAGUUACAACAGAUUGCCAUGCGCGCUUGGGAUCGCGUGGGCGUGUUGUCGGCCGCUGACAAGCAAGUCCUGCGGUCAAAGGAAGUUAUUGAGCUGGGAGUCCGUUUGGAUGGAGUGCAAGGGCUGCUGGGGGCAUCCCCUGCUAGGACCUUGCGCACUAUCUGGGCCUCACUUUAUCUGUUUCAACGCGGGGCCUGGAGCAAGCGUGAAGCCCAAGUAGUGUUAGGCCGUUGGGUCUUCCUACUGCAGUUUAGGCGGGCGGCAAUGGGGUCGCUGUCAAAUUGCUGGCGUGCGAUCGAAAGAAAGUGGCCCAGCAGGUUGGACAUCGAGACCCUUUAUCGGGAACUCUGGGUACUUUGUGGCCUAGCACCCCUACUUCAGACUGAUUUGGAAGCUAAAUAUGAUGGGAUGGUGACAGUUUCAGAUGCUUCGGAGACAGGUGGUGCGGCUGCAGUCAGCACUGGCUUGAGUUGGUCAGGCCAAUCACUGGUGGCGAGCCGUGCGGAUGCCAGGUUGGCACCGCUGGCCUUGCCAAUAGUGAUAGUUUCAUGCUUCAACGGUAUAGGCGGCUCGAAAUUAUUCUGGAAACUUUUAGAGGUUAUUGGACUGGUUCAGAAGGUCUUCAAGCCGACCUGCAAGGUUAAGUUUUGUGUUGAAAAUGUGGCAUCCAUGGAUGAGGAGGCGAGGAUGGUAAUUUCACGGGAAUUGGACGUUUGUCCUAUCAAGCUGGAUCCGGCCGAUUGCAUGCCAAUUAGUCGACCUCGUUUUGCCUGGAUGUCGGAAGAGGUUCACCAAAUGGAUGGGUUGCAGCUCUGGCCGGAAAAGGAAUACGUCCGGGCCUAUAUUAGUGCUGACGCGGCCAUUGAGAACCAUCAGUGGAUACGACCUGGCUGGACCUGGAGCGGCAACCCUUCAACCGAGCGUUUCCCGACCUUCAUGAAGGCGAUCAAGAGACGUGUACCGCCCCCUUAUCCAGCAGGACUUCACAAGGCUUCUCAAACCAUGGUGGAUAUGUGGACAAACGAUCAAUAUAGGUACCCGCCGUACCAAUACAACCCCCGUUACUGGUUAUAUGCGCCCGGGCGGCCUGCCAGGCUGCUGGACGCGUCAGAAAGAGAACUGCUUCUGGGGUUCGGGCCGGGCCACACUGAGCCCUGUCAGGCGGCGUCCCUUAAAAAGAAGAGCCUUCAAGAGCAUGAGGACAUUCGCUGCAGUCUCUGCGGGGACAGCUUUGCGAUGGUCCCGUUCACUGUUAUGGGAGCUGUCUUGUGUCAAGACCUGAUCCCAAGGAUGUCACCAACGCAAGUCCUCCUCCGGCUUGGACUCGCCCCGGGUGCCUCCUGCCAUCCGGACCUGGCAGUGCCUCUUUCACGAUGGCUGGCAUACGGAGCAGCACCUACAACACCUGCGGAUGCGGUCGAGCUGUCGGUUGUGACUGCUGCUCCAAUUCUCAUGCCGCGCGCCUCACCUCGUUUGGUGCUGGCGGGGAAAACCCGUGCCGAGAGGCGUCGACUCCGAGCCGGUAUCAGCCUCAAGGCUAUUUCCAUCUCGCCCAAGACUAGACAGAGGUAUGAGGCAGCAGUCGGUGCGAUCCUACCUUUUCUAGAAGCUCAGGAUGGCUCGUUAUCACUUGAUCAUGUGAUCAGUGAAUGGGUAGAGCUACAGUGGGUUCUUGGCGAGUCAGUCAACACUAUUGCUGAUUGCCUAUCAGGACUGCAUUAUUUUCGACCUGACUUGAAGGGUACACUCAAGCAGGCGUGGAAACUCUUCAGUACCUGGCGACGGGUUGAAUCCCCCUCACGUGCUCCUCCCAUUACGGCAGUUAUUGUGAAGGCCUUUAUCGCGCGCGCUGUGGAGAGUGAUGAUUUGGAUUUCGCUGUCCUGGUGGCGCUGGGGUUCCACAGUCUCUUGCGGACAGGGGAGCUCCUUGCGCUUCAAUAUCAGGACUUUGAGCUUGGGGAGAGCUGUGGGGUGGUUACCCUAAAGAGCUCAAAGACAGGACUCCGUCAUGGCUCUGAAGAGGCCGUUGCAAUACGUGACCGGCUUACGCUGAUGCUGCUGGAUACACUUUUUUCCUGGCAGCCCUGGCGGCCUGGCAAUCGUAUCUGGCCUUUUUCUCCUCAGGCCUUUCGUGAAACCUUCCGCAGAUAUUUAGGUUUCUUUCGAGUAGCAAACCUAUCUUUCAAACCUUAUAGCAUGAGGAGGGGAGGAGCAACUCUUCUCCUCCAGGAGGGGGUUCCCCUGGAUGUGAUCUUGCUCCGUGGAAGAUGGAGAUCUCUGGCAGUUGCCAGAAUCUACCUCGAAGAUGCUCUGGCUCAAAUUCCGCAGAUGCGCAUUCCUCCACCUGAUUUUGAACGUAUACUUCUCCAUGCAAAUCAAUGCCCUCAAACGGCUUUUCAGCCAUAG
This is a messenger RNA of Cladocopium goreaui, 5466 nucleotides long. NCBI's taxonomy places the organism in Eukaryota, Dinophyceae, Suessiales, Symbiodiniaceae. The record is from the annotation of a GenBank genome assembly.